CCACCAAUUUCCCCAAACCCUUCUCCUCUUCCCUGUCUCCAUUUUUUGUUCUUCCCGCGGUAUUUCACUCUCGCGCCACUGGUAAUGGGUGUCGGCGGAAACUUCUGGGACCUCCUCAAGCCCUACGCUCGCUUCGAAGGCGUAGAUUUUCUCCGCGACAAGCGUGUCGCCGUUGAUCUCUCCUUCUGGAUCGUUCAGCACGAUGCCGCCAUUCGCAGCAAAAAUCCGGGCGUCCGUAAUCCUUAUCUGCGCACCACCUUUUUCCGAACCCUAGCACUGUUCACCAAGCUGGGAGCGUUUCCGGUGUUUGUUCUGGAUGGGGAGCCUUCGCCGCUCAAGGAUCGAGCAAGGAUGGAGCGUUUCCUUCGGGGUUCGGGCCUGGAGCAUUCGGCUCUCGCGAAGCCACCGGAGGCUGCUGCAGGGCAGGCUGCGCCGGCUGCAAGGCAACGGAACCGCGUGUUUACUGCGUGGGUGCAGGAGUGCGUUGAAUUGCUUGAAAUCCUAGGUAUGCCUGUUUUGAAAGCUCAAUCUGAGGCUGAAGCUCUUUGUGCAAAAUUGAACAAUGAAGGCUAUGUUGAUGCUUGCAUUACUUCUGACAGUGAUGCAUUCCUCUUUGGGGCAAAAUGCGUCAUAAAAUGCCUUCGAUCUAAUUCCAAAAAACCCUUUGAGUGCUAUUACUUAUCUGAUAUUGAAGCUGGUCUUGGAUUGAUGAGAAAACAAAUGGUAGCCAUCGCCCUUCUAGUUGGAAAUGACCAUAAUUUGCAAGGAGUGCCUGGUUUUGGUGUUGAAACAGCUCUUCGUUUCGUAAAGCUAUUUCCAGAUGAUGAUGUUUUGGAUAGGCUAUCUGAAGUUGGUAAAGGGAUAAUGCCUGCAUCCCAGGAAUGCUUUGAAGCUAAAUUUGAACAUGAUGCACCGAGUCAGCUUGAGGAUGUGGGAACUGCAAGGUCUCCACACUGCUCACAAUGUGGUCACCCAGGCAGUAAAAGGGCUCAUUUGAAGAUUUCUUGUGAAUAUUGCGUCAACAAUGGUUCAGAAAGCUGCACUAUGAAAUCAACUGGAUUUAAAUGUUAUUGUUCUGGCUGUAGCAAGGAUCGUGCAAUUAAAGAACAGAAGAAGCAGGAAAGUUGGCAGUUGAAGGUUUGUCAGAAGAUUGCUGCAGAAUCUGGUUUUCCCAACAAAGAAAUCAUUGAGAUGUAUUUAAAUCCUAAUAAUCAUGACAAUGAAGGAAGUUAUAGCCUGCUGCUGCGCUGGGAUAAGCCUAAGGUUGAAAUUCUGGUCGACUUUUUAGCUUUUCACCAACACUGGCAGCCAUCUUAUGUAAGGCAACGAAUUCUUCCUAUGCUUUCAACAAUAUUCUUGAGAGAAAUGGUGUCAACUUCAGAAGAAGGAUUACUUCUAUAUGAUCAGUAUGAGUUCCACUCAAUCGAGCGAGUAAAGAUUCGAUAUGGCCAUCCCUAUUAUCUGGUUAAAUGGAAGAAGUUGAUUCAUAGUUUGGAUUAUGUUACUCAAAAUUUCGCUAAUGAAGAGUCGGUAACCGGGCAAACUGAAUCUACGGAAGCUGAUGAAUUCGUGGACUCGAUGGAAGGUCCAGAUGUUCCGACGAUUAUUGUCGAUGAUGGGUGUUGGUAUCUGGUGACGGAGGAGAAUACUGAGCUCGUAAAAAUUGCAUUUCCGAAAGUGGUCGAGAAGUUCUUGCAAGAAAAGUACGGUUGGGCAGAACGGCCGGCAGACUUCGGUCAAUCUAGAAUCGAAAAAGGUAUUCCGCGACUUGCUAUUCUCUUCUUGAGAGAUAGCAGUUCGGGAAUAGUUCCUGAGUUCGGUGAAGAGCGAUCAAGAGAGUAA
Messenger RNA from Phalaenopsis equestris, 1842 nucleotides. RefSeq names its product flap endonuclease GEN-like 1. Gene Ontology annotation, molecular function: 5'-flap endonuclease activity. The record is from RefSeq and is a predicted model, not a curated record. The coding region runs from base 85 to 1842 and encodes 585 amino acids. The transcript has 8 exons. Gene Ontology annotation, biological process: pollen development. NCBI's taxonomy places the organism in Eukaryota, Viridiplantae, Streptophyta, Magnoliopsida, Asparagales, Orchidaceae.